UUUAGAAUAAGAAAGUUAUCUAAUAUUCAAUGUCUCAUGCACUUUUUUAAAUAAAUGUACUGAAGAAAAACAACCAUUUUAUAUACACAAAUUUGACCUUUUUUAAAAGUUAAUUACUAUUUUUAAUGUUUAGUAUAAAUAAUUGUUUUACAAAUUUAAUAUUUAACUUUUUAAACACUUGUCUAGCAAAUAUUGUUACAGGAAGUAAAGAUGCCUCAAGUUUGUUUGAUUACAUAAAAAACAAUUGUCAAGAUAUAGAACCUACAUUGUUUUCUCCAGGAAGUGAAGACGACUCAAAUAUAUUUGAUUACAUUAAGGAAAUUUGUCAAGGAACUGAAUCCACAAUAAAUUUGUCAGACAUAGAACCUACUAUAUUUUUAGCAGAUGACCGGAGGACUGAGGCAGAUAAAUCUGUUCUGGACAACAAUCCUUUGGAGAAAAAUCGUUUCCCAUAUCAAGAUUCUACAGGAAAGGUUGAGUUAUGGCCCGAUUCAAAAGUUUGGAUAUAUCAAAAUGAACUUAAUAAAAUUAUGGACUUGCCUUUAUUUUAUCCAAGAACCUUUAUAAGACCGUUAUUGGAAAAUUUAAUUGGUAUAAACGAAUUACACCAUUUUUCAAGAAAAUUAAAGAAUCCGGAGGAAUUACCUAAGAAUGUCCAACUCGCAGUACUUAAAUUCGUGAAGGAUAUUUUUAAAACUAAGAAAAACUUAACAGAUGCGCUUCUAAAAAAGGCAUUACGUAGAACACUACUUCUGAUUCCAAGUAUUGCAAAUAAGGGUAAAUCUGUUCUGGACAGCAAUGCUUUAGAGAAAAAUCAUUUCCCUUAUCAAGAUUCUACAGGAAAGGUUGAGUUAUGGCCUGAUUCAACAGUUUAUAUAUAUAAACAUGAACUUGAUAGAAUUAUGGACUUGCCUUUACUUUAUCCAAGAACCCUUAUAAGAGAGUUAUUAGAAAAUUUAAUUGGUAUAAACGAAUUACACCAUUUUUCAAGAAAAUUAAAGAAUCCGAAGGAAUUACCUAAGAAGGUCCGAGUCGCAGUGUUUAGCUUCGUGAAGGAUCAUUUUAAAACUAAGAACUUAACAGAAACAGUUUUGAAAAACUCAUUAAGUGUGAUACUACGUACAAUUCCAAGUUUUUCAAAUAAAGUAACGGAGAACAGUGACCUCUUGCAGCAAGAACUGUUUUCAUUUGAAGAUAGUGCAGGGAAGGUUGAGUUAUGGCCUAAGUCAAAUAUUUGGAUAAUUGAAACAGUACGUGAUGAUAUAAAGAAAGAAUCUAAUUUAAAGCUGGUUCCGUUAAUGAGAAUCCUACUACAAAAUUUAAUUGGUAAAGGUAAAUUUCACCUUAUCGAAACUCAAAGAAGGAAAGGAGCGAAAAAGUUACCACCAAAUUUUAAAAUAACCAUCUACGCAUUUCUAAAGGAUGUAUUAAAAAACGAGAGAAUAACAAAGAAAUCAUUAGACGCUGCAUUCAAUAACAUAAUUCAUACGGAAAUGUCACAAUAUUGGAAAGGAGAACAUUAAGGUGAUGUGAAUUCAUCAACUUCAUUUAACAAAUGUAUAAAUUAUCACAAGUUUUGUUAAAAAUGUGAAGUAAUUUUUCCAUGAUAAUAAAAAAAUAUGUUAAUUUAGA
Molecule: messenger RNA, 1632 nt
Organism: Leptopilina heterotoma
Lineage: Eukaryota; Metazoa; Arthropoda; Insecta; Hymenoptera; Figitidae
Exons: 21
Coding region: 126-1523 (465 amino acids)
Source: RefSeq, a predicted model, not a curated record